Pyrgilauda ruficollis (rufous-necked snowfinch) is the source of this 1021-nucleotide messenger RNA. It is a transcript of the gene IBSP, whose product is annotated as integrin binding sialoprotein. Bases 71 to 856 code for a protein of 261 amino acids. Gene Ontology annotation, cellular component: extracellular region. NCBI's taxonomy places the organism in Eukaryota, Metazoa, Chordata, Aves, Passeriformes, Passeridae. Gene Ontology annotation, biological process: bone mineralization; cell adhesion; ossification. The transcript is spliced from 4 exons. The record is from RefSeq and is a predicted model, not a curated record.
GAGUCAUCACCUGCACCCUCAGCAAGGGUUGUGCUGCUCUUCCUGAGGUGCUGGAAAGGUGUCCCAGGUCAUGAGGACUCUUCUGGUCCACUGGCUUUGUGUGCCCAUGAUGGCUCCUGGUACCAGGUUCCCUGCAGCAGAGAUGCAGGGUAGUGACUCAUCUGAGGAAGAGGGGGAUGGCUCGGAGGAGGAGGAAGAGGGGGAGCCAUUUUAUGCUGGCACCAGGGCAGCUGGACACCCUGCUGGAGCAGCCCCUGAGGACUGCCAAGGUGCACUUGGAGGAGACGUCACAUCCCCCCAUCAGGGCAAGGGCUGCCAAAGGAUCAGGCAGAGAACUGGCAGCAAGGGGGAAGACUCUGAAAAUGAAGACAGUGAUGAGAAUGAGGAGGAAGAAGAAGUAGAUGAGAAUGAGAAUGGUGUCAAUGGCACAAGCACCAACACCACAGAGGGUAUUGGACCUCAUGGCAAUGACACUAUGGUGGCUGAGGAAGGCACUGGUGAAGCUGAGGAAGAGGAGGAGGAAGAAGAAGAAGAAGAAGAGGAGGAGGAGGAGGAAGCUGAAGCCACCACCAUUGCAAGCACCACCAACGAAGAGGGUCUGACACAGGCGACCACUAUGGAUGAUGGGGGUCCCAUAGAUGUCACCACAGAUGCCACCACAGCUGGGGGGCUGUGGGAGUAUGAUGUGACAGCCAGGGACCACAGCCGGGGUGAUGAGGGCACCACUGAGGGUGGGUAUGAGGAACAGGAUGAGUAUGCACGCGGGGACAGCUACCGGGCCUACGAGGAUGAGUACAGCUACUACAAAGGGCAUGGGUACGAUGUGUAUGGCCAGGAUUACUACUACAGUCAGUGAGCAUGGGGGCAGUCCUGGUGCUGCCUCUGCCAGCCCCAGCCACUCAGGAAGGUACAUUCAAAGGUUCCCUGGAGCCACCGCAUGCCAGAGAGGAUGCUAGGCAGCUUGCCAUGUACAUUGGCUCCAUCCAAGGCUUUUUUUUUGUAUCUUGCAAACUGAAAUGAA